Lachancea nothofagi CBS 11611 is the source of this 3498-nucleotide messenger RNA. Lineage: Eukaryota; Fungi; Ascomycota; Saccharomycetes; Saccharomycetales; Saccharomycetaceae. The record is from the annotation of a GenBank genome assembly.
CAGCACUGGGGACGAAUCACGAAUCCACUUGACGAAUCCAUCCGUCUACGGUGAUGUUGGAUUCGAAUCCAACGUUUAUAAUGAUUAAAUAUUUUUAAGAAUCCGACACGAAUCUGAAAAACUAAAUGCUAACGCGUUUCGCAAAAGCAUGAAACCAUCCUUUCUCAAAGCUUCUCAGACCUUUCGAGCUCACGAUGUUAUCCAAAAACCACUUCCUUUAUCUCGGGUAUCAUUUACAGAACUAUGUACAAUCUUCGAGAAAAAAGGAGGAGAGACUAUAAAGAGUUAAAUAAUGGUCUUUGGAAGAAGCAGAACCUGCAAAGCACACCAUCUCUCUCUGAUGUCAGCUCUGCUGAUACACUAGUUAGUGAGAGUUUGCAAUCGCUGUCAAGUCACGAAGAGUUGAUUGAUGAUAAUGAAGCCUUAUUGAGCGAUGACGGUUGCGAACAGACUGAUGAAGAUGAAGGGCUAAUUAGCGAGCAUGAACAAGGACACGUUUCUUCUGAAGUCCCUAAUGAAACGGAUCCUCAACGUGGUCGGUCACAUAUCCAGGCUGAUUCGACUACUGAUCUUGCCGUCAGCGCUCGGCAAACCUACAACAGAGGCUCCAGUGAGGACUCAACCCCCGCGAUAAGUCAAACAUUGCAAAUACCUUCUUCUACAUAUGCCAAUGAGCCCAUUAUUUGUCAAAAUAUGUCUGGUCAGCCUUUACAAAGAGCCAAAACAGCAACUAUCAACCAGACUAUAACGAUUCCUACCCAUGACUGGAUCUACCCUAGUGGGCCUAAGAGAAGCGUUCAUGAUUCUAGCCUUCAGCCCGAGCAUUUCUAUCAUCAUAGUGGGUCUAGUGACUCAGAUGAGCAGCAUACAACCAGGCUUAACGAUGACUCCUUUAGAAGUGUUCUUGAGGAUCAAGGUCCGAAACCAGAAAGGGCUUUCAUAGAAAAAUUCGGAUUUGAUUUUGAAGAGUUUUCCAUAAAUCCCUUUGCUAAACCGUCCAUUAGCGGAAGCACACAGCAGAUCGGUAUUAGCAAUCAGGACAAAAAAAGGUUUGAGACUUGGCUAACCACAUCUCCAUGGCGUAUUUGGGUUACUAAAGUUUAUAGCCAACAUCCAUUCGCAUUGUGCAAAUUUGAUAAAUGCGAGCACCGGUUCACUUUACAUGGCAAUCCUACUUCGUCUAAUAUCAUUAGGCAUCUUAAGCGACAGCAUAAUAACGACUAUGAACUCUUCUUCACAGGCCUGAAGGGUAAACAAAAAACAUUGGAAGCAUUUUCAGCUGUUCGUACCAUCGUUUCGAAGCCCUUCCCCUUUGCGAAGAGAUUUCUCAAGUUCUUGUCCCUUAACAAUUCGAAGCUUCAUUUACUUAACGUCUUUAUUGAAGGUUUUAUACCUUUCAGCUUAGUGGAAAGCCAAGGGUUUCGACUUCUUCUCGAUAACUAUAACAGCGUGGGGCGUUCUUCAAUUUCAUCUAGGAAAGGUUUGGUUAGCCUUCUCGCACAGUAUGAGACCGAAUUUAGUUUACAAUUGAAGCAAACUCUUCGGCAAUCCUCCAACUUUAACCUUUUGAUAGAUAUGUGGACUUCCUCAAACCAAAGGAGUUAUUUGGCUAGUUAUGGUCUGCUUUUGUCCCAACUUGAACGGAAAAUCAAAGUUAAGUAAAGAUGAUGUGAAUACGGGCAAGAGACCUAAUACUCAUAUUCUCGAUUUCAUCGAUUUGAGCAGUCAGAGACACUCGGGUGAUAACAUAAAAACGGCUUUGUUAAGCUGCCUCACAAAGUAUUCCAUCAGUCAUAAAGUGAGCAGCAUUACGUUGGACAAUGGUUCAAAUAACAUCUCAAUGCUUGAAGACUUGGAUAAAGAAAUUCAAAAUGGUUUUGGAUCAAAUGGUGUUGGGAGUAUUGUCAAGGUAAGAUGCAUGAAUCAUGUGUUGAAUCGAGUUUUUCUCGACUUACUGAAGGGCUUUGAAAUGCACCACAAACAAUUACUGUCAAGAAUUGACAAACUAACUUACUUUACAAAGAGUAACGUUUAUAUUAGGAGUAAGAUCCAGACUUACAUUCCGUGCACUAUUCCAAAGCACAAUAAUACAAGGUUCAUCUCGCGUUAUCGUCAGCUAGAUGCUUUUUUGAAGGUUUCAAAAGGUGCCAAAGAGUUUUUUUUCGAGAAUCGCUUCGAUCCUGAAUAUCAGCUUACACAGGAAGACUGCUCUAUAUUUUGUUAUGAUCAAGCAGAAAUAGAAUCCAUUCUGUUUUUGCUGCGGCUCACUCGAAUCUUUUAUGAGUUCACGAUGUUGUUACAAGAUGAUUCCAUGAACUCUUUAUAUCAUGGAAUUGAGUAUUACAUGCAACUCAACCAGUAUUUUGAUUCUUGUGAAAGCAUUAAAAAUGGUUCAAUGGAUAGCGAUCAUUUACAAUCCGCGGGACUGAAGCCAACUCAUUUAGUGCACCCAAAGAAACACAGGAUGAGAUCCUAGGUGCAAUUAUAGCGGCGCGUCCCAAAUUUGAAAAAUACCUGAAGGUCGCCUAUGAAGAACCUGGCUAUUGGGCAGCACAUAUCUUGCAACCGCACUGCAAAUCGCAUUUGUUAACUAAUGUUUUUGAUCAGCCGUUCUCAAACCAUGUUUUAGAAUUGGUUAAUGGGUAUGUCACCCUGUAUAUCAAAAAGUUCAACGAAAAUUCCGAUUAUCAUUCAAAUGAUGAGCAUCUGAUUCCAGCAAGACUCAGACCCGUCGAAGGCAAGAAGUUCAAAAUUAUGAGAAACCUGUCUAAAUUUUGUGAACAGAACCUGGCAACCUGUAGCCGUGCAACAAAGAAUGAAUGGCAGAUUUAUUUGAACGAGCCAUUAGAAACUGAAAAUAGCUAUUUGGAUUACUGGCUCGCGAACCAAAACCGAUUUCCAGCUCUCUGCUCUCUAGCGCUUUCUUUUUUCCACACAAAGAUCUCGACUGCUGACGUUGAAAGGUGCUUUUCUAUAAGUAAGAGGGUUCUGGAGAGUAGGUUUUCACUUGCGAGUCGAGAAUUUAAGACGGACCAUGAUUUUAAGAAACCGGAUGAAAUGCUUCAAUAUCUACUCAGAGAUGUUAGUGGCUAAAGAUAUUGCAUGGGAUGCUUGGACUGAGGAUGAAGAAGCAUUCGAAUCUACCAGUGAUUUAGCCUCAAGUUCCAAAAGACCUUCAAAAAAUAAUUCAAAGCCAAUUUUGAUGGUCUCAUCUAGUGACGAAAGCGAUAAUAACGAGCUAGAAAAAACGAGCGAUCUAUAUAAGAGUGAUUAACAGAAUGUAAGCAGAUUGAUGGUGUUAAAUGGCCUAUAUAAGUACGUGAAAUCUACAGAACGACUAAAUCAUAUACGCUGACCACGAUAAGGAUUUCUAUACCCGUACACAGUGCCCAGAUUCGUAAGUCUUCGCGAAUCCGGACCGUAGUAAGCUACUGGAUUCGCGAAUCACUGGAUUCGUGGCCCAAAAAUGCGGAUUCGCCGGAUUCGUCCCCAGUGCUG